AUGCCGGUGACACCUACACAAUUCGCGCGGACGACGCGGACGUCGGCCAAUUGGAGCGACGCAAGACGACGAGUCCUGGCGGCUUAUCGAGAAUGGAUACGAGCGGCUCCUGAAAUCCAGACGAUGUACUCGAUCCCCUUCCCUGUCUCCGUCAUCCGUACACGAAUGCGACAGGAGUUUGAGCGCCAUAGAUUCGUCGACAAGCUACCGGUAGUCGAUGUGCUCCUUGUGCAGAACAACGCAGAAUAUCAGGAAACCAUGAAUUUCUGGAAGCAGACUACACAUGUCAUGUCUUAUUUCCCUAGCGAACACUUCCGAGGAGCCGACAGACUACCGAAGAGCUUUAUGCAGGGUUUCUUAGAGGCAACAAGACCCGAAGUCAAAUCCUAG
Molecule: messenger RNA, 390 nt
Organism: Daldinia vernicosa
Lineage: Eukaryota; Fungi; Ascomycota; Sordariomycetes; Xylariales; Hypoxylaceae
Product: NADH dehydrogenase, alpha subcomplex, subunit 6
Exons: 5
Coding region: 1-390 (129 amino acids)
Biological process (GO): response to oxidative stress
Source: RefSeq, a predicted model, not a curated record